AUGACAAGUACGAAAGCUCCAUCAUCAUCAUCGAUGAUUGAAACUGAAAGUCCAAUUGGGACAUUGUCUUCAAUUUCUUCCCUUCUCCAUCAGCUCCUGACUGAAUACAAUCUGGAUGCUCAUGAUCUCACAAGCCUAGACACUUCAUGUUCCUUCUUCAGCCGGAUUGCUCAAGGCGAAGAAACCCUCUCAUGGACAGAGGCUGCAGCUUUGGAUCUCUGCAAGAAGAAACUUCUCAGCUUUGAGUCUAUGACAGCCUCACAGAUUGAAUAUCUGAAGAACAGGUGUGGAGGCUCAUGGAAACGCGUCUUGAGAUUCCUGCUCGCCCGUGAUUUCUGCUCCAGGUGGGGGAAAUCUCAAGUGCUAACCGGACCAGGUCAUAGCAUUGCGAUCAGCUCGAACGGAGUUGUUUCUUCAUUCGGGAGCAAUGAAGCGGGGCAGCUUGGAUACGCAACCCAAGGCAUCAACUCUUUGCCUCAACAAAUUAGAAUAGUUCAAGCGGCAGUUGGAUUUCAACGUACUUUGCUGGUUAGCGAUACCGGUAGAGUAUAUGCCUCGGGCGUAACUUCAUUCGGUGAAGUAGUGCCAUUUGAUAGAGAUGCAGUUACAUCAUUUGUACCGCAAAUAGUCGACACGUUGAGACACAUAUUUGUGGUAGACAUUACAAUCGGACAUUACUUCUCGGCGGUAUUAUCUAGAGAAGGUAAGGUCUUCACACUUUGUCUCCAAGGUCGGUCUACUCUGUUGGAUGUGGACAAGGCGGAUAGCUGGGACAUGGAGAAAUAG
Messenger RNA from Impatiens glandulifera, 786 nucleotides. RefSeq names its product protein RCC2 homolog. The record is from RefSeq and is a predicted model, not a curated record. Bases 1 to 786 code for a protein of 261 amino acids. The transcript is spliced from 3 exons. Lineage: Eukaryota; Viridiplantae; Streptophyta; Magnoliopsida; Ericales; Balsaminaceae.